CCGUAGCGUAGCCGGGGACCGCGAGGCGCGGGGCGGGCGCAGAGACUGCGUGGCGCAGGCGCAGUGCGGGGCUUCUCCUGGGUCCCCAGACAGCUGGAGGAGAUAAACAGAGGAGGAGGAGGGAGGGGAGUGCGUGUGUGAGAGCGCGCGAGGGAGUGUGAGUGUGUGUGAGCGCGGGUGUGAGGCGGUGCGCAGGGGCGGGUGGAGGCGCUGUCCGGCCCCGGCCAGGCGCCAGGCGGGGAGCAUGGGACGAGGCUAGAGCAGCCCGGGUCCCCAGCCCCCUUCCCGGGAUCCGCGCCCCUGCUCCCGGGAGAGGGGCCGGGCCCCCGGACCGUCAUGGGCUCCUGAAGUUGCGCCGCUGCUGGUCCCGGGAAGAGACCUGACAGGCUUCUGGCAGCCGCAGAUGCCUUCAGUGGCUCAUCCUGGCACCAAACUGAACUUUGCCAAGGUGUUUGCAUCAUCGACUGUAGCGCCCAGUACAAAAGGUAAUUAAAUGCUUGUCUUGUGGACCUGGGCUUGGUUGGAAUGUGCAAGGGUCUUGAAGAUCCUUCUAUAGCUUCCUUCUGUUGAACCAUUAAGAGAAGAUGGCAAAAGUCAACAUUACUAGAGACCUCAUUCGUAGGCAAAUCAAGGAGCGGGGUGCCCUGAGCUUUGAACGGCGAUAUCAUGUCACCGAUCCAUUUAUCCGGCGGCUGGGCCUGGAAGCAGAGCUUCAGGGUCACUCCGGAUGUGUCAACUGUCUGGAGUGGAAUGAGAAAGGAGACUUGCUGGCUUCUGGUUCCGAUGACCAGCACACCAUUGUGUGGGACCCACUGCAUCACAAGAAGCUGCUCUCCAUGCACACGGGGCACACAGCAAAUAUCUUCUCUGUCAAGUUCCUGCCUCAUGCCGGAGACAGAAUCUUGAUCACGGGGGCAGCUGACUCCAAGGUUCAUGUCCAUGACCUGACGGUAAAGGAGACGAUCCACAUGUUUGGAGACCAUACAAACCGGGUGAAGCGCAUCGCCACAGCACCCAUGUGGCCUAACACAUUCUGGAGCGCCGCCGAGGAUGGGCUUAUCCGCCAGUAUGAUCUUCGGGAGAACAGCAAACACUCAGAGGUGCUGAUUGACCUGACGGAGUACUGCGGCCCGAUGGUAGAGGCCAAGUGCCUCACAGUCAAUCCCCAGGACAACAACUGCCUGGCAGUAGGGGCCAGUGGGCCCUUUGUGAGACUGUACGACAUCCGAAUGAUCCAUAACCACAGAAAGAGCAUGAAGCAGAGCCCCACUGCCGGCGUGCACACCUUCUGUGACCGGCAGAAGCCCCUUCCGGAUGGUGCGGCGCAGUAUUAUGUGGCAGGUCACCUGCCGGUGAAGUUACCUGACUAUAAUAGCCGUCUGAGAGUGCUGGUUGCCACUUAUGUGACCUUCAGCCCCAAUGGCACAGAGCUGCUAGUCAACAUGGGAGGAGAGCAGGUUUAUUUGUUUGAUCUGACUUACAAGCAACGACCAUAUACCUUCCUCUUGCCUAGAAAAUGCCACCCAGUGGAAGUCCAGAAUGGCAAGAUGCCUACCAACGGUGUGUCCAAUGGUGUAUCCAAUGGCCUACACCUUCACAGCAAUGGCUUCCGGCUGCCAGAAAGCAAGGGGUGUAUCAGCCCCCAGGUGGAGCUGCCCCCAUACCUGGAACGCGUGAAGCAGCAAGCCAAUGAAGCCUUCGCCUGCCAGCAGUGGACCCAGGCCAUCCAGCUGUACAGCAAGGCUGUGCAAAAGGCACCUCACAAUGCCAUGCUCUAUGGGAACCGAGCUGCUGCUUACAUGAAACGCAAGUGGGAUGGCGACCACUAUGAUGCCCUCCGGGACUGCCUCAAGGCCAUCUCCUUGAACCCUUGCCACCUGAAGGCACACUUCCGUCUGGCCCGGUGCCUCUUUGAACUGAAGUAUGUGGCUGAGGCUCUGGAAUGCCUGGAUGACUUCAAAGGGAAGUUCCCAGAGCAGGCCCACAGUAGUGCUUGUGACGCACUGGGUCGGGACAUCACAGCUGCCCUCUUCUCCAAAAGCGAUGGUGAGGAGAAGAAGGCAGCUGGCGGUGGUCCAGUCCGCCUUCGGAGCACAAGUCGCAAGGACGCCAUCUCGGAAGAUGAAAUGGUGCUACGGGAACGGAGCUACGACUAUCAGUUCCGCUACUGCGGCCACUGCAACACCACCACAGACAUCAAGGAGGCCAAUUUCUUCGGCAGCAAUGCUCAGUACAUCGUCAGUGGCUCUGAUGAUGGCUCCUUCUUCGUCUGGGAAAAGGAGACCACCAACCUAGUCCGAGUGCUCCAGGGGGAUGAGUCCAUUGUGAACUGCUUGCAGCCGCACCCCAGCUACUGCUUCCUGGCCACCAGUGGCAUCGACCCUGUUGUGCGACUGUGGAACCCGCGGCCAGAGAGUGAAGAUCUCACAGGCCGAGUUGUGGAGGAUAUGGAGGGUGCCUCUCAGGCCAACCAGCGGCGCAUGAAUGCCAACCCCUUGGAGGCAAUGCUGCUGGACAUGGGCUAUCGGAUCACAGGCCUGAGCAGUGGGGGUGCUGGGGCCUCUGAUGACGAGGACAACUCUGAGGGCCAGGUGCAGUGCCGGCCCAGCUAGAUGCUCCCAGCCCAGUCCCCAGUCCUGUGCAGGAGAUCAGAGGGCUGGGUUCUGUUUUGGUUUGUCUUCCCACCCCCAUUUUUCAUUUCCCCUGUUUUGUUUGUUAGUUUGGCAUUGUGGGUGGGGAUUGCUGCAACUUGCUGGCUUUCAGACUCUUGGGGUGAUUGUCCCUUGACUAUCCCCAGCCCUGAGCAGAAAGGCAGGAGGGGAAGCCUCUCUGUCUGCCCUCAACUCCUGCUUCUGUGUCUCUGGAAGACUCUUGGCCCUUCUCAACCCCUUCUGCCUCCAGUGGGGCAGGAGCUGAAGUUGUCUUCAAGGACUGCCCUGCCCUUCAGUUGCAGCAGAGAGGGAGUGGAACUCCCCGCUGGCAAAGGCUUGCCUUGGCCUGUUGCCACUCCUGCUCCCCGCCUACAGGGCUAGCUCCCUGUGGUCUUUCUGGAAGGUCCCUUCACAGCCACCAGUGUCAGGGUGAAAGCACAGGAGGGAUGGGAGCCCUGGCGUGGCAAGGUCAGGCCACCUGCCCUGGUGGCAGUGGAGCUUCCUCAUCCCCUCCUGGCCUGUUCCCCUAGGCUGUCUUGGGGGCUUUGCCUUUCCUAUGAUGUGGCAGGAGGUGGGGCACCUCAUCCCACCCACCUGCCCAUGCAAGUACUUCUGCGCCAUGGCCACUCUCCUGGGGCGCUUCUCGGCCUCACUGUGACCUUUCUGCCAGAGCUCCCAGCCAGGCCCACUCUGCUGAGGUGGCGCUACCUAAGGACCCUUCUCGCCCUCUCUGCCCUCCUUCCCACCCGUGCGCUGAGCCGCCACAAAGACCAAAGAAGUGAUGGCUUCUCUCUGUCCCUGCUGCUCUGGGGGAGGGGUGGGAAAGUCCGUAGCUCAGCCGUCCCUCCUCAGCAGCCCCCCAAGCUUUACACUGGACACAGCACCACCCCACCACCAAGCCUCCCUCCCCCUCCUGCCCCCGCCCUGUUCUCGAGGUGGGAGUUGGUUCAUCCCUGCCUCCCCCGGCCCUGUGAGCUUCUGGGCUGCAGCCCUCCAGCUGCAGCCUCUGGGGAGAAGCAGCCUCCCUUCUCUCCCCUCCUUCCUCCCUCCCCCCCCCUCCCUCGCCCCUGUCUCUGCCAGGUGCCUCCUCUCAGUCAAGCUUCUGAGCGGCCUGGAGACAGGAGGGCCAUGCUAAAAGCUUUUUCACAGUUUUAAGAAGACUAGGGGGGGUGAGGCUAGUGGUGGGGGGUCUGGCACCAUCUCAUUGCUUUAAUCUCAGCGACACAGGUGGCAGCUUCUCCCCCUUCCUGCCCACCCCAGGCCCUCUUCCCACCCCUCUCUUGUAGCUUGGUAAUGAAGUGUGUUUAUUGGUGAAGGAGCCAGCAGCUGCUGCUGCUCCUGCUGGGGGACUUGCUCCCCUGUCUCCUCCUCAUGACCUUUCUCAAGCCAGGGAGGGGGAGAAAGAGUGUUGGGCUAGGCCGUGGGGCACAAGAACUGGCCAGGGUCCCUUUGCUUUCCUAUGUUCAAGCCACCUGCCAUUUCCUCCCUCCACGCCUCCUGUCUCCCCCCCACUUGCCUAGCCUGGGCCCUGCAGUGUGGAGACACAUAAGCCUUACUGUCCUCUGGGGGCAGGAGCCGAGCCUUUUUGUUGCUCUGCUCCCAGGAGAGUGAGGGUGACGCAAUUGAUUAAAAACCAUUUUGUUCUAGUUGCGACUAGUGGCAUUUGUUGGGAUACACGUGGGUCUUGAGUCCUCCCCCCCCAAAGCUCUCUGACUGGAGCAGCCACACCUCUGCAGAAGGAAACCUGCCUUGUGAGGGUCUCACUGAACAGCAGCCACUCA
Chionomys nivalis (European snow vole) is the source of this 4432-nucleotide messenger RNA. It is a transcript of the gene Wdtc1, whose product is annotated as WD and tetratricopeptide repeats 1. The transcript has 17 exons. Bases 585 to 2612 code for a protein of 675 amino acids. NCBI's taxonomy places the organism in Eukaryota, Metazoa, Chordata, Mammalia, Rodentia, Cricetidae. Gene Ontology annotation, biological process: negative regulation of fatty acid biosynthetic process. Gene Ontology annotation, cellular component: cytoplasm; Cul4-RING E3 ubiquitin ligase complex. The record is from RefSeq and is a predicted model, not a curated record. Gene Ontology annotation, molecular function: protein binding.